Molecule: messenger RNA, 3135 nt
Organism: Harpia harpyja (harpy eagle)
Lineage: Eukaryota; Metazoa; Chordata; Aves; Accipitriformes; Accipitridae
Gene: ABRA
Product: actin binding Rho activating protein
Exons: 2
Coding region: 71-1300 (409 amino acids)
Biological process (GO): positive regulation of Rho protein signal transduction; positive regulation of transcription by RNA polymerase II
Cellular component (GO): sarcomere
Molecular function (GO): actin binding
Source: RefSeq, a predicted model, not a curated record
UUUGGGCGACAUUAUUCACUUCAGGAAGUUCAUUCAGAAGGUGCUUAGCAUAGGAAGGGGAAAAGCCAGCAUGGCAGCAGACAGCAACAUGGCUCCUGAAAAAAAGCCGAGCACUACUCCUGUGAAAAGGGCUGUCCACAAGAUCCGAAUGGCCAGCCUAGUCUUCAGCUUGGCGCGAGGCUGGCAGCAGUGGGCAUCUGACCACCACAUAAAGCAAGCCCAAGAGCCCUCUGGAUGGGUCCCUUCUGCAGAAGACUCAUCAACUCAGCCUGUACAAGAAAGACCCUUCAAAAAAUGGCCAAUUAGAUCUGUCAAGAGGGACCAAGGAGAAGACGGCGAAAAAUCCUCAGCAAAGGAAUCAGUGUUGAUAAGAGACGCUGAAAAAAAUGCAAGGGAAUCAGAUGAAGCCCUCAAAAAGUUCAGCAUUAAAAACAAAGAGGUGACCAAAACAGUUGUAAGCAAAGCCUACGAACGAGGAGGUGAUGUAAGCCUCCUCAGUGGAAGAUAUGAGAAUAACAAUAGUAGCUCAGAGAUGACCAAGCUCAAAGAAGAAUCAAGUGCUAUUGACAAAAUUCUUAAUGACAAAUUAUCUCCAACCAUAAGGAGAAAGUGUUCAAACGUGGUAUCAGAACUGACCAAGGGCUGGAAAGAGAUGGAACAAGAGGACAAAGAGGGGGCUAAGGAAGAACUGCUGCUUAAGCGUCAUGAUGACAGCCUGGAUGCAGAGGACAGUGGCUAUGGGGAAGCAGAGGACAAACUCGAGCAAGAAGACAGUGACCGAGACAUGACGGUUGUGAGGAUUAAACGACCUGUGCCAUCUUUCGCAAGCAGGUUUAGCGAAGAAGCACGCACCAAAGCCCAGAGGAAAUACAGCUCCGUUAACAGCCUGAAGGACAGAUGGCAAGAAUGGGCCGACCAGCACAUCGUAACGCAGAAACUGAAUCCCUUCAGCGAGGAAUUUGACCACGAGCUGGCCAUGUCCACGCGCCUGCACAAAGGAGAUGAAGGCUACGGCCGUCCAAAGGAAGGAACCAAAACUGCUGAAAGGGCUAAGAGAGCUGAGGCCCAUAUCCACCGGGAGAUUAGAGACAUGUGCUUCAUCAUUGAAUCAAUGGCUAAGCCACGGCCCGACGGCAAGAUCCAAGUCACUUUCGCGGAACUCUUCGAGAGAUACGUUCGUAUUUCAGAUAAGGUGGUUGGGAUUCUCAUGAGAGCCAGGAAACACGGGCUGGUGGACUUUGAGGGAGAAAUGUUAUGGCAAGGAAGGGAUGAUAAUGUCAUAAUAACUUUAUUAAAAUAAGCAUGCUACAACCAGAACAACUUGUUUUGGAAAACCUUUCUCCACUUCUCCCUUGCUAUUAGCAUUUGCACAUUUGGAAUACAAUAUUCCCCCCCAUUCACCCACAUAGAAAAUAUUAUUGAGCAUUUUUCUAAAUAUGUAUUUUGUAACUACUGCAUGGUAACACGAGCAUCCGAAUGGAUUUUCCUCUGUACCAGGAGGGCUUGCAGGACACUUCAGUUAGUUACUACAUGAAAAAUAAAGAGAAAAAUCUAUAUUGUAUAUAAGCAGCUGAUUAUAAAAACCCAUAGCAAUAUAAAUAGCUACAAAUGAAUUUCAAUUUUUACUUGUUCUUACAUUCAAGAUAUUCCCAACUAUUUAAACUGGGAUGUCAGGAACAUAAAGCAUGCCAGAUCAGAAGUUGAAUGACAAUAUAAAAUAAGACCAAGUUUUUGAUCUGUGAAAGUGAUCUUGUGCACGUAUUUCCUAAUUGAUUGAUUUAUAUGCGUAAAACCAGUUUUAUUUGAACACAGAAUCAAGGAUACCACCUUUGUUUUCUUUACAAGCAGGAUAUGCAACUACUACUGUAGUAUUACCUUGUCGCAACUACUGACACAGCUUUCUUUUACAUAUCACGUAUAAAGACAAAAGUCCUUCUUUUUAUAAAUGUGGUUUUGUAUUGAAUGGAUUUAUAUAACUAAUUUAUUAGAUAGUUUCCUAUUUAGAGUUAUGGAUAUUGGAGAGAAAACACUCAAUAGAAUGUAAUGCACAAAAAAAUUUUGCAUAGCCACAUAAAAAAUACCUCCUAUGCAAUGUUGUGCAAUGUAUCGUCUGAUUAUCUAUGUAAAUAUGGUUCUUAUAAAUACAGGGAAAAAUAACAUGUAACAUACAAAAAUCGGUCGGUACUUGUAGUGUUGUGUAUAGCAAAAAAAGUGACUUCCAUUGCAGUGUAACUCUCUGUGAGAACAGAUACAGAAACAGUGUUCAUACCUAAAAUCAACUGACUUUAAGGAAAAUGGUGUUUCAUAUUACACAGAAACACUGGCCUAAUUUUACAGCAUUUGUCAUUUGAACCAUUCUGAUGUCACUGAAAUAACAUAUUUCUGUCCAGGUGAUGCCGAAUAGGAGUAAACACUAAUGAACUAAUACUUCCAGGUCUUAAAAUUGUUUGUAUUAUGGACAAAUCUGAGACCUCUGUAAGGUCUAUAAUGCUUACUGGAUUAUAUAGAUCACUGUUUCUCUAAACUACUACUGCAAAAAUAGCUAUCUGGUAAAAAUGUGCUUCACAUGAAAAGCAUUUGUUUUGUAGCAAGGUGCCUGGGCAAGUAAUUUGCAUAAUGAAAAAGAAGUGGUUUUUUUCCCCAUAAGAUUCUUUCAAACUGAAAGAGCAAAUAUCUUCUUACAGAAGAAGAGGUGUAUGAACAUCUUUUCUCUGUGAUAAAACAAGUAUUGCUAUCUUAUUAUGAGAGUACAGGUACUCCAGUUUGAAGCUCAAAUGAACAAAUAAAUAAAAUAUUUUAUACGUUAGUGAUACAAAAACUGAUUACUAUUUCUAUUGUAAGUCUAUGUCAAUCAUUAAUAAUUUAGGCACAGUUGUGAAUCUAAGGAAGAAAAAUAUUACUUAAGAUGGAUUCAAUGGAACUUUUUUAACGUUUUCUUGAGAUCUCUCAGACUACUCAAGCUGACCUGCAAAACUGACUUCUAAGUGUAAUACUUACAUAUCAUAAUUUUUACCUGUAUAUUCCUACCUUAUUCUUUAUGUCUUUAUAUAAUGACCUUUACAACUGUCUAAAUUGUCUUGAGGAAAUUUGGUUGUCAAAGGAAUACAUGAACUAUAAAUAAAACCCUUAAUUGAA